Molecule: messenger RNA, 291 nt
Organism: Funneliformis geosporum
Lineage: Eukaryota; Fungi; Glomeromycota; Glomeromycetes; Glomerales; Glomeraceae
Source: the annotation of a GenBank genome assembly
AUGCCUAAUUUAGAAAACUUAAAAGAAAAACCUUUUACUAAUUUUACUAAACCCCACGAAAGACUAAUCAACGCCCGAAGAAAUGAAGUCUUUUACCGCGAUGAUAUCAAAAGCCUGUUUGGUUAUUCCUUGGUCGGAAUUGCCAUCUCUUUGGCAGUGGCAGGAGUAGUCUAUGUAGUUGAAACUAUUCCUAAUUCCGAAUUAGACCCGGUGGCUAAGUUUAACCAACGCCAAGCCAAAACCGAACAAAUUAAUCAUGCCAAAUCAACUGUUAACUCCCCAUCUAACUAA